UGUUUGUUGUGCGUUGUCUUGACAACGUAAACAAGGUUUGCCACUUGCUGUGAAAAUAUGCUCAGUACGAAGGAUGUGAAGAGACUAGCAGAGUUGCUGAAAACAGAAGAUCAUGAAUCUGACAGCGACGAUGACUUACCAAAAUCUGGUCUCGCUCGAUUAGGCCCCGGUGACGUCGGUCCCACAAAGAAACAAACCGGUGGCUCAACUGCCGGUGACAAAAAGAAGAGCACUGACGUGAAAGCUGUCGAUGGAAGAGGCGACGCGGAGAUCUGUCUUGAUCAGAAGGCCAUCUGGAGCGACGACGAGGUGGUCGAAGUGGACGACAUGGAGGACCCCCGAGAAGAGCCGCGCUACCACUUCUCUUACCGGCAGGACGUGGGGGCGGAAGACGUCUACCUGCAGUUGGGCCCGCGCUCCCCGGCGACGGCGAGUUGCGAGUGGCUGGUGUUGGAGGUGUGGCUGGAGGGCGAGCGCCGCUGUGACGUCGACGUGUCGCUGCAGCCGCAGCGGCUGGAACUGCGCUCGCCUCGCUACCGCCUGUCGCUGGCCCUGCCGCAGCCCGUGCUCCCAGACAGCAGCGCCGCUACCUGGGACCCCGACAACUGCGUGCUCAAACUGCGCAUGCGCAUGUCACGCGAACUGGAUUUCGUCAACUUCUAG
This is a messenger RNA of Schistocerca americana (American grasshopper), 663 nucleotides long. RefSeq names its product dynein axonemal assembly factor 6 (gene Dnaaf6). NCBI's taxonomy places the organism in Eukaryota, Metazoa, Arthropoda, Insecta, Orthoptera, Acrididae. Gene Ontology annotation, molecular function: protein-folding chaperone binding; dynein intermediate chain binding. Gene Ontology annotation, biological process: axonemal dynein complex assembly. The transcript has 4 exons. Bases 58 to 663 code for a protein of 201 amino acids. The record is from RefSeq and is a predicted model, not a curated record. Gene Ontology annotation, cellular component: cytoplasm.